AUGAGUUCUACAAUACUACUUGCUAAAUUAAUUGUUCUACUGCUUAUGCUUACAAACAAUACAAGCGCUUUAAUUUGCUAUGAAAAUGAUGAAUCUGGCAAAUUAUAUGAAAUAUCAAAUGAGUCUUGGAAUUAUUGCGUUUACAUUCCUGAUCGAGAUCAAGGUCGCGUAUUUGGUGUUGGUCCUCAAGUUGAUUGGACUAAAGCAUAUGAUCAAGCAUUCAAUAUGUCGGAUAAAAUAUAUCAAAUAUUGUCCGUCUGCUUGCUAGAGAAAUAUGACUUUGGUCAACUCAACCCAAAAUAUGUCUCCGAUCCAUCAGAAUCCGUCGAAUUCUUAUUUCGCUGUAUCUGCAGAUAUGAUCGUUGCAAUGGUGCUACUUCAUUCGGCAACUAUUUAAAAGCUAUUAAAAUAGAUAAUGCAAGUAGCAGAGCUGAUAAUAAUUGA
Molecule: messenger RNA, 444 nt
Organism: Thelazia callipaeda (thelaziosis nematode)
Lineage: Eukaryota; Metazoa; Nematoda; Chromadorea; Rhabditida; Thelaziidae
Source: the annotation of a GenBank genome assembly